CUGAAUUCUCCCUGGACGCCUUGUGAAAUAAAUGAAGAACAAAAACAAGACGGGGAAACAUGGCGGCUCCUGUAAAAAAAUACGGGUUAAUCCUAUCCCAGAAAAAAAGCCAGGUAGCCAAAGCUCUCCCAGCAUCAUCUGUGUUUGGAGAUGAUUCUGACGAAGAGACAUCAGUUGGACAGAGUUUGCAGAAGGAGGCCAAUAAGAAGAAGAUGAUGAAACAGACCAAGCUGGAGAUGCAUAAAGCACUGGAGCAGGACAGUAGUGUUUACGAGUACGACAGUGUGUAUGAUGAUAUGCAGAAAGAAAGGCUUGAGAGUCAUCAAAAAAUCCUUGGUGGCACAGACAGGAAGCCCAAGUACAUAAACCAGUUAAUGAAAGCAGUAGAGGAGAGGAAAAAGGAACAGGACCGUAGAGAUGAGAGAAAGAUCCAGAAAGAAAGGCAAGCUGAAGGGGAGAAGUUUGCAGACAAGGAUGCGUACGUUACAUCUGCUUACCGGCAAAAGCUCAAAGAAAGAGAGGAGGAACUGGAGCGGGAGAAGAGGCAGGAGGCGAUAGAAGCUGCCUUGGAUGUGAAAAAGCAAAAGGACCUUAGUGGGUUUUACCGACACCUGCUGAAUCAGCAGGUUGGGGAAGAAGCUAUACCCGAUGGGACUACUCCCAGGGAUGUGAAACCAAAGGUAAAAGAAGAGUCUAUUACACCUCCUCCAUCCCCUCCUCCUCCACGUGACGUUGACUCUGCUGACGAGGACGAGCCCAGAGACGUGAAGACCGAGUUCAACAAGUCGUCCCACAACAGUGCCCAUUCCAAACGGCAGUACAGGAAACAGAGAUCCCCCUCGCCCGGCAGUAGAGAAGAGGACGGCAAAGACAGGGACCGAGAGAGGAAGAGAGACAGAGAGAGGGAUAGAGACAGAGAGAGGGAUGACAGGCACGGUCAUAGAAGGGAUGAGAAGGAGCACAGGAGGGAGAAAGAAAGGGAUCGAGAGAGAGAUGACGAUCGGAGUAGAGGAAGAAAGGAAAAGGAGAGGGAGGACAGACAUGGGAGGGGUGAGCCUAGAGACAGAGAAAGAGAGAGAGAUCGAGAUAAGGCUAGAAAUGAAGAGAGAGAGCGUGAGGGCAGAGAACAAGGGAGCCACAGGAACAAAGAGAGAGAGAAGCAACAAGAAGGCGUCAACAACAACAACAACGACAACGACAACAACAACACAGCUCAGAACGACGAAAAGGAGCGAGCGAAACCGUCAGAGAAAGAGAAGAGUGAGGAAAAGAAAAGCGAGGAGACGGCUGCAGCGAGCACCGCCCCUGAGCCCAGUAAGUUUGCGAAACGCAGCGACGACCAGACGGUCAGCUCGGCCAGGGAGAGGUACCUGGCCCGCCAGAUGGCUCGGACAGCAGAGAAGUCCUACAUCGAGAAGGAGGAGGACUGAGAGACGGAGGCAGAGACUCGGAACAUGCAUAUUAAGGAUGAAAUGGAGGGGGUUUGGAAUGGGAUACUUUGUCAUUCCGCUUGGUGGAAUCUAGAGGUGGAAGUGACAAAGUGAGGGCGAUUGUAAAAGUUGUUCUUUUUUGUUCAUGUACAGAAAUGUCUUUUGUGAAUAAAUCUUCCACUAGUUGUGAAACGUGGUUAACACUG
This is a messenger RNA of Sardina pilchardus (European sardine), 1636 nucleotides long. RefSeq names its product nuclear speckle splicing regulatory protein 1 (gene nsrp1). Gene Ontology annotation, biological process: regulation of alternative mRNA splicing, via spliceosome. NCBI's taxonomy places the organism in Eukaryota, Metazoa, Chordata, Actinopteri, Clupeiformes, Clupeidae. The transcript is spliced from 7 exons. The coding region runs from base 60 to 1430 and encodes 456 amino acids. The record is from RefSeq and is a predicted model, not a curated record.